This is a messenger RNA of Coffea eugenioides, 2940 nucleotides long. RefSeq lists its product as uncharacterized. Lineage: Eukaryota; Viridiplantae; Streptophyta; Magnoliopsida; Gentianales; Rubiaceae. The transcript has 3 exons. The record is from RefSeq and is a predicted model, not a curated record. Bases 386 to 2749 code for a protein of 787 amino acids. Gene Ontology annotation, molecular function: zinc ion binding.
UCCAAACUGAAGACGUCUCCGAGACCGAUGAGAGAGAUGAUCCAUAUCGUUUGGUGUUUCUGCCCUUUUGCCCCUCCUCUUCUAUUAAUUUUAUAUUUUCAGUUCUUCCCCUUCCUUGCCCUCCCCUUUUCCAGGUUAGAAUUCGGGUUCUGAAGCUGUAAAUUUGGGGGCUACCUGCUUAAUUAAAGAUCAGGGUUUUGUAUCGUCUGCCUUUCGCUUUAUGUACUUCUCGAUGUUGCUGAAUGGAGUGCUGCUCGAGCUUUACCUGAGAAUGAUUGGUUUUGAGGAGUGGAUUUUUGAGGAUAGACUUUGAGUUAAAGUUUACGCCUUUAAUCUGACAGGGAGUGUCAUUUCUCACAUUUUUCUUGUUAUUUUUUUAGUUUUAAUGGCGAACCACGAUGUGAUUAUUGGGCACACAAGGGAUACAUCUGUGGUUCAGGGCUCACAUUUUGGAUUAGGAUUAUUGCGUGGUCGAGAUUCAAUAUUGGAUCGGGUGCAGACUUUAGAAUCAGGACAGAUUCAUGAGCAUGUUAGAGAUUUCAAAUCAACCACUGCUGAUGACUCAGAUUCAGCAAAUGCCACCACUGAUCAUGAUAUUUUGCCUGCUGAGGUCCAUGACCAUGAAUUGGCUAACCAGUGUAGCCAAGGUCAUACUGAUGAACAUUCUAAUGGAUAUGAUGUAGGUAACCAGCAUGAGAAUAGAUUUCCUCAGAGUGGAGAGAGUGAUUCAACUCCAAGUCAAGAUGAUGUACUUAAUGCAGAUCAAGAUGAUAGUGGCUUUGAGAACCAUGGUCGACAGCUUGCUCUAACUCCUCGUGACAGUGGAAUUGGUUUGCCAGGGAGUCAGGAAUUGACUGUUGUAGAGCCCCAUGACAUUGAUGAAAACUUAGAGCUCAUUGUCGACCAGAAUCAUGGUAUGGGAAUUCUAUCUGUUUCAGAGGCGCCUGUCCAGCCUUCUCAGGUCCUUGUUACAUCCCCUAUUCUGCAGUCUCGAACACUAGUUGUUGCUCCAACCCUUGAAUUGACUGUUGGGCAAGAAUUUCCAGAUGUCCAAAGUUGUCGUCGGGCUCUGAGGGACAUAGCAAUUGCUCUUCACUUUGAAAUACAGACAGUUAAGUCUGAUAAGACUCGUUUCACUGCAAAAUGUGCUAGUGAAGGAUGCCCUUGGCGCAUUCAUGCUGCAAAGCUCCCUGGUGUUCCUACAUUUACGAUAAGGACCAUCCACAAAGAACAUGCAUGUGGUGGUAUUGCUCAUCUUGGUCAUCAACAAGCCUCAGUGCAGUGGGUUGCAACCUCCGUGGAACAACAUCUCAGGGAAAAUCCUCAAUGCAAGCCAAAAGAGAUUCUGGAAAAGAUCCACCGUGUUCAUGGGAUAACCUUAUCGUACAAGCAAGCAUGGAGAGGGAAGGAAAGGAUCAUGGCUACUCUUCGUGGUUCAUUCGAAGAAGACUUUCGCCUUCUUCCACAAUAUUGUGAGCAAAUUAGGCGGACAAAUCCAGGGAGCAUUGCAUCUGUUUAUGUCAAUCUAGUGGAUAAUUCUUUCCAGCGCUUAUUUAUUUCUUUCCAAGCAUCUAUUUAUGGGUUUCUGAAUGCAUGUCGCCCACUGAUUGCGCUUGAUCGGACUGUUCUAAAGAGCAAAUACCUAGGGACUAUGCUCUUUGCAACAAGCUUUGAUGGAGAUGGUGCACUAUUUCCUUUAGCAUUUGGUGUUGUUGAUGAGGAAAAUGAUGAUAACUGGAUGUGGUUCCUUGCAGAGCUGCAUAAUCUUCUGGAAACUAACACAGAGAACAUGCCAAGGUUGACAAUAUUAUCUGAUAGACAGAAAAGUAUUGCUGAUGCUGUAGAUGCAAAUUUCCCCACUGCUUUCCAUGGUUUCUGUCUGCGUCAUCUCACUGAGAGUUUCAGGAAGGAAUUCAACAAUACUGUGCUUGUCAACCUUUUGUGGGAAGCUGCAAAUGCUCUCACGUUAGUUGAGUUUGAGAACAGGAUUAAUGAUAUAGAAGAGAUAUCGCAGGAAGCUGGUUAUUGGAUACGGCGAGUUCCACCUCGCUUGUGGGCCACUGCACAUUUUGAGGGAACACGUUUUGGGCAUCUGACAGCCAACAUAGCUGAAUCAUUAAAUUCCUGGAUACUUGAAGCCUCUGCACUUCCCCUGAUUCAGAUGAUGGAGUGCGUCCGCCGGCAAUUGAUGACUUGGUUCAAUGAAAGACGUGAAGCUAGUAUGGAAUGGACAUCUGUACUUGUUCCCUCUGCUGAAAGGCGUGUCUCAGAGGCUAUUGAAAGGGCACGUACCUACCAGGUUCUCCGAGCCAAUGAGGCUGAAUUUGAGGUUAUUUCUCACGAGGGGACAAACAUUGUGGAUAUCAGAAACCGUUGUUGCAUGUGCCGAGGAUGGCAGCUAUAUGGCCUGCCCUGUGCUCAUGCUGUAGCGGCUCUUCUUUCUUGCAGGCAGAAUGUUCAUCGAUUUACUGAGAGUUGUUUCACAAUAGCAACAUAUCGCAAAGCCUAUUCUCAAACCAUACACCCUAUUCCCGAUAGGACCCUGUGGAAGGAGAUGACAGAUAAUACUCAAACUGAAGGUAGUUGUUUGGAUAUGGUUGUAAGCCCCCCCAAGUCCUUUCGACCCCCUGCACAACCUAGGAAAAGAAGAGCUCGUGCAGAAGAUCGGGGUCAUGUGAAGCGGGUGGUUCAUUGCAGCCGCUGUAACCAGACUGGACAUUUUAGAACAACCUGUGCAGCACCCAUAUAAAUUUCAACUAUACAGUUUGGUUAUUUCUUAGUGAUGUAAAGAGUUCUGAUAGACUGAUAGUCAUGUAAACAAUUUCUGAUUGUUAGUUUAGCUAUAGAUGAGCUACAUUUCCAUCUGGUGGAAGUUCUGCAGCAAUUAGUGAAAUCACAAGGGAAUGUCAAUUAAAUUUUUUUGGCCCAUGUUGCAAACUA